AUGGCUGGAACGGCGACAGAGAGCCUCACCAGGUCGCGGAGCGCGCUGCACCGACUGGCUUGCAGCGCUCAAAACUAUGCCUGGGGGCGCCACCACGAGGAUUCGGAGGUGGCACAGCUGGUGGCUGCAUCUGGGCGGCAAGUGGACGAGUCCAAGCCCUAUGCCGAGCUGUGGAUGGGCACCCACCCCGCGGCGCCCUCCCUGCUGGCAGACAACGGCUACGCGGGGCAGCCGCUGCUGGCGCUGCUGCGCGACCGGCCCGAGCUGCUGGGCGCCGCGCUGCCGCGGUUUGGCUGCGACCUGCCCUUCCUCUUCAAGGUGCUCUCCGUGGGCACCGCCCUCUCCAUCCAGUCACACCCCGACAAGGCGCUGGCGGAGCGGCUGCACGCGGCAAGGCCAGAGGUGUACAAGGACGCCAACCACAAGCCGGAGAUGGCGCUGGCGCUGAGCGAGUUUGAGGCGCUGUGCAGCUUUGUGCCGCACGAGGAGCUGGUGGCGGCGCUGCGCGCCGUGCCCGAGCUGGCGGCCUGCUGCGGCGAGGCGCGCGUCGCCGCGCUGGCGGCUGCCGCCCCCUGCGGCGCGCAGCGGCGGCAGGCGCUCAAGGCGGCCUUCCACGCCGUCAUGGCCUGCCCCGCCGAGCGGGCGGCGGAGUGCGUGCGCGCGCUGUGCUCGCGGCUGGAGCGCGAGGCGGCAGCGGGGCGCCAGCUCAGCGCGCGGGAGCAGCUGACGCUGCGCCUGCAGCGGCAGUACCCCGGGGACGUCGGCGUGCUGGCCUCCUGGUUCCUCAACCACCUGCGCCUGCGCCCGGGCCAGGCGGUGGCGCUGCCCGCCAACGAGCCCCACGCAUACAUCUCGGGAGAGAUUGUGGAGUGCAUGGCCACGUCAGACAACGUGAUCCGCGCGGGGCUGACCCCCAAGCUGCGGGAUGUGGAGACGCUGUGCGAGUCGCUGACGUACCGGCAGGGGGUGCCCGAGGUGAUGGAGGGCGCCAAGUCGGCGGCCUCGCCACACCUGGCCUGCUACCGCCCGCCCUUCAGGGAGUUUGAGAUCUGGCGCUACACGCCGCCCGCCGGCUCCCGCGAGGCGCUGCCGCCGCCCGCGGGCCCGCUGCUCAUGCUGGUGCAGCAGGGCGCGAUGCACGUGCGCAGCGGCGAGCAGUCGCGCCUCCUUAAGCGGGGCGACGUCUACUUUGUGGCGGCGGGCGCGGAGCUGCAGCUGGAGGCGUCGGCCGAUGUGUCGGCCUGGGUGACCGCCUGCAACGGAAUGGCCUUUGAGUGA
Chlorella variabilis is the source of this 1278-nucleotide messenger RNA. RefSeq lists its product as hypothetical. The transcript has 6 exons. The record is from RefSeq and is a predicted model, not a curated record. Gene Ontology annotation, biological process: carbohydrate metabolic process; GDP-mannose biosynthetic process. Gene Ontology annotation, cellular component: cytosol. NCBI's taxonomy places the organism in Eukaryota, Viridiplantae, Chlorophyta, Trebouxiophyceae, Chlorellales, Chlorellaceae. Gene Ontology annotation, molecular function: mannose-6-phosphate isomerase activity; zinc ion binding. Bases 1 to 1278 code for a protein of 425 amino acids.